Anolis sagrei ordinatus is the source of this 9788-nucleotide messenger RNA. RefSeq names its product neurobeachin like 2 (gene NBEAL2). The record is from RefSeq and is a predicted model, not a curated record. NCBI's taxonomy places the organism in Eukaryota, Metazoa, Chordata, Lepidosauria, Squamata, Anolidae. Gene Ontology annotation, biological process: intracellular protein localization. Gene Ontology annotation, molecular function: protein kinase binding. Gene Ontology annotation, cellular component: membrane; cytosol.
GGUGCCGGGGGAGGAGCCUUCGGAGCCGGAGGCAUUGGAGGAAGCUCGGAGGCAGCCUUAGCCGCCUCCCCCGGAGCCCGGAGACCAGGAACAGAGCCGCUUUCGUCGCGCGUAAAAGUUGCCUCCCUCCCUUUGCGCGCGCGCUGUGCGUAAAGGUCUCCUUUCUUUCUCUCUUCCUUCCUUUCUUUCUUUGGCGCGCCUGCUUGCCUGCCUUCCUCCUCCGCCUUCUUUCUUUCUUUCCUUUCUUCCUUCCUCCUCCUAGGCACGCCAUGAAGGGAGGAAGAGGAGGACGAGGAGGAGGAGGAAGGCGAAGAAGAGGAGGAAGGCACCGGGCCAAAGCCGCCGUUUGAACCCCAGGAAGAGGAGAGGCGAAAGGAGGAGACGAGGAGGAGGAGGAGAGCAUGGCUUCCAAGGAGCGCCUCUACGAGCUCUGGAUGCUCUACUUCGCCAAGAAAGACUUGGCAAAACUGCAGCAAUGGCUGGAAGCGUUCGUUGCAAAUUUUGAGAAGAUCAUUGCGGUGCAUUCGCUGGAACCAAGAAGGCCGGAGGAGUCGGUCUCGGAGAUCCCCCUGCUGCCCCGUGACGUCCUGCAGGUGCUGACCCAACAGCUGGCGCACUGCGUCUCCCAGGUCUCCCGGCAAGAAGUGGCCGAGGCUGGCCUCCACCAGGCCCUCUUGCUGGUCAAGUUCUUCAUCAUCAUUUGCAGGAAUCUAGAAAACGUCCAAGCUGAACGGCCCCCGGUUUUCGUCCACGAAGUGGUCAGCUUGUUGUCGGCUUAUUCAAAAAAGCUGAAAAGCCCUCAGCCUUUGCCUUGCAAGAGUCAGCUGGAGAAAGUAACCUUUUACACGCUGCACCUCUCCGAAUGCCUCUUUGAUCCCUACCAGACCUGGAGGAGACAGCUGAGUGGGGAGAUCGUCAGUAUGAAAGAGAAGAGCAAAUACAAGUUUGCACCGGCCGUGUUGCCCCAGGAGUUCAACUCUUUUUUCCAAGAAUGCUUCAAGGAUGGAGAACAGCUUCCAGAGGCUCUCCAGCUACGGCUGAUCCAUCUCUUCGGAGCCAUCAUCUCCGGAUCCAAGGCCAAUGCCCUGCUGGCGGUGACUCCGUCCUCGGUGGAAGUCCUGAUGCUGGUGCUGCGCAGGUGGUGCUCACCAGGAAGCCUGCCCCCCGCUGGAGACCCCAAUGUGCUGGCACUGACCUUGAAGAGCCUGGUGGGCAUGGUGCACGUCUUGCAUGCUGGCAGCCCCCCUGGGCAGCGCAAGGUGGAGAUCCGCGCCAUCCUGGACAGCUACUUCCAGGUCCUCAACGCUGACCAGCCUGUGGCUGCCAUGCAGGGCUCUCCAGGUGGACGGUGGGAGGAACGGCUCGUUGCCCUCAGGGUCAGCAUGCUAGACGCCAUCCCCGAAAUGUUAAACUGCGACGACCGGCCUGUUUUGCAAGCCAUCUUCCUCAGCAACAACUGCUUUGAGCAUAUCAUCCGACUGAUCCAGAACAGCAAGCUCUACUUGAGUGGGGAGAGCAAGGCUUCUGGGAGCGACCUUGCCAUGCGGCUGCUGAGUGAGGCGGAUGUCCAUCAGGUCUUUGACCACACUUCGGACGCCAUUCCCAUCCACGCCAUCAGAGUCCUGACCUCGAUCAUGAGCGGCUCCCCAUCUGCCAAGGAGGUGUUCAAAGAAAGGAUUGGCUAUUCCCAUCUGUAUGAAGUCCUGAAGAGCCAGAGUCAACCCACAAAGAAGCUGCUGGAGGAGCUCCUCAACAUGGCAGUCGAAGGGGACCAUGGCUCAUUCCCGAUGCGCCCGAUCCACAACGAGCAGCCGCUCCUGAUCCUGAUCCAGUGGAUCCCAGAGCUGCGUUCCCGGGACCUGCAGGUCUUCCUCUCCGAGCGGCUGAAGAAGAUCUGCGAUGCUUCUCUGCGGAGCCGCACCACAUGCGUGGAGGCCGGGAUGGUGGGGGCCCUGCUGAGUGCCCUGUGCACUACUGAGGACGAUCCCCCGGGCGGGAAGUGCACCGAGAACCUACUCCACCUCCUGCGGGUCUUGGGGGGCCUUUCCCUCCGCCCCGGAGAACUACGGCAACUCCUCCGUCUCCUUCAGACCGAGCCAGGGAAAGGGGCACACCCCUACGUCACGCAAGUGGUCCGGGCUCUCUCGGGAAUGGCCCGCAAGGAGGGUCCGGAGCGGGCCCUGCAGUACUUCGACCUCAGCCCCAGCAUGGCGGGCAUCAUGGUGCCGGCCAUCCAGAAGUGGCCCGGAAGCGGGUUCGCCUUCCACGCCUGGGUCUGCCUGGGGGAAGAGGGCAACCGGGGGGACCCACCUGAAGAGGCUCCAAAGCUCAAGCGGAAGCAGCUGUACAGCUUCUUUACGGCCGGCGGGACCGGGUUUGAGGCCUUCUUCACCACCGACGGGAUGCUGGUGGUGGCUGUUUGCACAAAAAAGGAGUAUAUGACGGUCGCCCUUCCAGAGUUUCCUUUCAACGACGCAGCCUGGCAUUGCAUCGACAUUGUCCACAUCACUGGCCGUAGGCCCUUCGGCCAGAACAUUGUGAACAUUUACGUGGAUGGGCAGCUCCGGAAGAUGGCGCAGAUGCGGUUCCCCUCCUUCGGUGAGUCCUUCACGUCUUGCUGCAUCGGUUCCGCCGGGCACCGGACCACCACCACGUCCACGGUCUUCCCCUCGCCGUCCCACUCGCCGGAGCUGGGCUUCCCCUCCCACCCGUCGCUGAGCCGCUCACAGUCCUUCCCAGCCUCCCUGGCACCCCACUCCUGGGCCCCCCUCCCUCCCCAGCCCCCAAAAGAGGGCCUGGUCUCCACGAUGGCCGCCGGGAGCCAGGACACAGAGUGGGGAGUGCCUACCUCCCUGGAGGGGCACUUGGGGCCCGUCUCCAUCUUCUGCGAGUUGCUUCCGCCAGCACAAGUCAAGGCCCUGUACACCUCAGGACCAAAUGUGACGUCGCCUUUUCAGCCAGAAGGGGAGUUUCCAGAACUCAGUAGCAAACUGCUUCUGUAUUACACGCCACAGGCCUGCAAAAGCAACAUCUGCCUGGAUCUUUCUCCGAACCAUUUCUAUGAUGGGAGGCUGACUGGGCAUAAAGUGGUGAACUGGGACGUCAAGGACGUGGUGAACUGCGUGGGUGGGAUGGGAGUCCUUCUCCCACUUCUGGACCAGGUGGCCUCCCAGAAGAAGGAGGCCGAAGACCCCCAAGAGACGCACAACCUGGUGGGGCCGGAGCUGACCUCUUCCCACAACAGCGCCCAGGGCAUGCUCAUCCCGCUGGGGAAGUCUUCAGAGAGCAGGCUGGAGAGGAACGGCGUAGCUGCCUUCCUGCUGUUGGUGAAGAACUUCAUCCGUGGCCAUGCAAUCAACCAGGAGAGCCUGGUUCAGUGCCACGGACCGGCCAUCAUUGGAGCCCUGCUGCAGAAGGUCUCCAGCCAAGCCAUGGACAUGAAUGUCUUGAUGGCCUCUCAGGUCCUGAUGGAGCAAGUGGCCUUGGAAGGAAACAGCCUUCUGCAGCACCUCCUGUACCAAUACCUGCUCUUCGACUUCCGCAUCUGGAGCAACUGCGACUUCGCCGUCCGACUGGGCCACAUCCAGUACCUGUCCAACAUAAUUAAGGACCACAAACAAAGGAUCCGCAGGAAAUACGGGGUCCAGUAUAUCCUAGACUCCAUCCGGACCUAUUAUGGGAUGUGUAAAGAGAAACCUGUGGCCACCGACGACAUCCGGACGGUGCAGACGUCCCUCUUCAGCCUGGUGAAGGACUUCCUCUGCAGGAACUUCUCCGCCGAGGAGAUGCAGAGCACCUUCAACUACUUGGCCGCCGUGAAUGAGGAGCAUCAGGUGUGUGGGAUGCUGGAGGUCAUCCACAGCCUGCAGAAGAACUCCCCAUCCCAGGAACAGAUCUACGCUUUCCUCUUUGAGCCAGGAAACGUGGAGAUCCUGUUCUCGCUGCUCGUCCAGCGGAAAUUCUCCGACGAAGUGCGGGAGAGGAUUUUCAAGAUCCUAUACAAGCUUCUGAAGUACGAGAAGGCCAACGAACGGAGCAAAUACCGUCUAAGGCUGAAGGACAUUGGCUACCAAGGCCUGCUCUCCUCCCUGAAUGACAUUCCCGUCUCUAUGCUCCUCUUCCGGUGUCUCCUUGAGCAGGUCCUUGCAUCAGAUUCCCCAAACUACAAGGACUUGAUGGCUGUUGUUUACCUGUCUCACCGGGCCGAGCUGGCCGUCCGGCUAGACAUCUGCAGGAAGCUCUUCCACCUGAUUUAUGCCCAACACGACAUGGUCAAGCACUUGGCCAAACUGGCCGGAUGGCAAGACACCCUCACCAAGCUGUACGUCAAGGAGUCCUACGAGUCCCGCCAGCACAGCUUGUCUGGCUCGGCCAAUGGCAAUGGUUGUCUUGACCUCUUGAAAAUCGCGGACCAUCCAGAGGCGGCGAAGGAGUUGACCGACCCUACGGCCCCUUCGCAUGCCGAGCCGCCCGAAAUGGACGUCUUCCUCCCGUUGAGCUACGAGGCUUCAGACCCAGAGUUCUCUGAAGGGUUCUCAGACCACUCCAUCUCCCCACAGAGGAGCAAACCCUUCCCGCCGUAUGCCUUCAAGCCCUUUGACUCCUUUGACCUGGCCAGCCAUUCCUCCUCCUCCAACAACACGGACGGCCCCGGGCAGGGGGAGCCCCGCGGCAUGGAAGCGGUUCAGGUGGACCGCGUCUACCACCCGCUCUCCCCGUUCUCCAUGUCCCCCUUCGACCUGGGCUUGGACGUUGGCAGCACCAGCUCUGCCGCCACGGUCGAGAGCGGGAGCCAGACCCCCGUGAGCCUUCCGGGGACGCCCUCCCCCUUAGAAAGCUUCAAGCCCUUCCCUGGGACGCGGGCACGGAAGAGCUCCAGUCUCUCUAAUGUCUUGGACGAGACCAUCUACCAGGAGGCGCUGCCCAGCGAUAACGUCUCCAACACAAGCAACCCUCAGCAAACCCCCGAGGAGGAGCUUUGCAACCUACUCACCAACAUCAUCUUCUCCGUCACGUGGCGCGGCGUGGAAGGCUGGGAUGACGCGGCCUGGAAGGAGCGAGGACAGGUCUUCUCCGUCCUCACCAAGCUGGGAUCCGCCUGUGAACUGGUGCGCCCACCGGACGAGGUCAAGCGCAGCCUUUUGGAGAUGAUGAUGGAGUCGGCGUUGACGGACAUCAAAGAGUCCACGGCGGCCAUGCUGCCCAGCUUGACCCAGAAUGCGCUGAAGCUCCUGCGCCUCCUCCAGGACUUCCUCUUCUCCGAGGGUCACAACAACCAGGCCUUGUGGAGCGAGAAGGUUUACGAGGGCGUCAACAGCCUGCUGGACAAACUGGGGGUCUGGUACCACUUGGCCAACGGCACUUCUGAUUUGAAAGAGAUGGCCCAGAUCGGCCUGCGGGUUCUCAUGGGGUACAUCAUGCUGGAGGAUGUGCAGCUGCAGUCCCUGGCCUACGUGAAGCUGCACAGCCUCCUGCAGACGGCCUCGGCCCCCAAGAAGGAGGAGGCCUGCUACCUGCUGGGCAAGCUGGAGACCCCUCUCCAGCGCUCGCUGCACAGCAAGUCGGAGACCUUCUCCUGGCUGGUGCCGGUGGUGCGCACCUUGAUGGACCAGUGCUACGACACCCUGCAGCUGCAGCAUGUCCUCCCCUCGCUGCCCCCCACCAACGGCAGCCCCACCUUCUACGAGGACUUCCAGGCCUUUUGCGCCACCCCCGAGUGGACCGCCUUCGUCGAGAGGCACGUGCAGCCCACCAUGGCCCAGUUCGAAAUUGACACCUUUGCCAAGAGCCACGACCACAUGUCCAACUUCUGGAACUCCUGCUACGAUGCCUUGAUGAGCAGCUCCCAGCGGAGGGAGAAGGAGAAGGCCGAGAGCAGGAGGAAGUUCCAGGAACUCGUUCUGGAGCCGGUGAUGAAGCGGGCCAAGUACGAGAACAUGCGGCACACCAACAUGCUGAAGCAGGUCAACAACCAUCACAACACGGUCCUGAAGCAGUGGAAGGCCCUGCGGCGCUUGCUCACCUCCCAGCGCUCGGCCUGGGCCGAUCGAAAUCCUCCCGAGAUGCAUUGGAAGCUGUCAAGUGCAGAGACCUACUCUCGAAUGCGGCUGAAGCUGGUCCCCAAUUACAAUUUCGACCGACACGCGGAGGCCAGCGCUCUUCGAGACAAUCUGGGCGCUGACCACUUGCACAACCUGGCCGAAUCCCUUCCUUUAGCCGUGGCCAAGGAGGCCAAGGUCAGCGAGAUGCAGGAUGACCAGCUGGCCGAAGAGGACCUGUCUUUCCUGGACAGCCACGUGGAGCCCAAGGAGCAAAGCCAAAGGGAGAAGCUGGUCAUCUCGGAGGAUUGUGAGCUCAUCACCACCGUGGCCGUCAUCCCGGGGCGUUUGGAGGUGACCACGCAGCACAUCUACUUCUAUGACGGCAGCAGCGAGAAGGACGAGACCGAGGAAGGAAUCGGGUACGACUUCAAGCGUCCUUUAGCGCAACUCCGGGAAUUGCACCUCCGCCGCUACAAUCUUCGCCGAUCCGCACUAGAAUUCUUCUUCAUCGACCAGGCAAACUACUUCCUCAACUUCAAGAAGAUGGUGAGGAACAAGGUGUACUCCUCCAUCCUCAGCCUCCGGCCGCCGAACCAGAUUUAUUUCGGAAGCCGUUCCCCGCAGGAGCUGCUCAAGGCAUCUGGAUUGACUCAGAAAUGGGUUUACAGGGAAAUCUCCAACUUCGAAUACCUCAUGCAGCUGAACACCAUUGCCGGGCGAACCUACAACGACCUCUCCCAGUAUCCCGUGUUUCCAUGGAUCCUGCAAGAUUAUGCCUCGGAGACCCUGGACCUUAGCAACCCAUCCGUCUUCCGAGACCUUUCCAAGCCCAUUGGUGUGGCCAAUGAAAAACACGCCAAGGACGUGAAGGAAAAGUACGAGAGCUUUGAGGACCCCACUGGGAUGAUUGACAAGUUCCACUACGGCACCCACUACUCCAACGCCGCGGGCGUCAUGCACUACCUCAUCCGGACAGAGCCCUUCACCACCUUGCACAUCCAGCUGCAGAGUGGAAGGUUUGACUGCUCUGACCGCCAGUUUCAUUCCAUCCCGGCCGCUUGGCAAGUCCGAAUGGAAAACCCUGUUGACGUGAAGGAGUUGAUUCCGGAAUUCUUCUACUUUACAGACUUCCUGGAAAACCAGAAUGGCUUUGACCUGGGCUCCCUCCAGAUCUCCAACGAAAAGGUGAGGGACGUCAUCCUUCCCCGGUGGGCCGAGUCCCCAGAAGACUUUAUCCACAAACACAGAAAAGCCCUGGAAUCGGAGUAUGUCUCUGCCCAUUUACAUGAGUGGAUCGACUUAAUCUUUGGGUACAAGCAAAGGGGCCCCGCAGCUGUGGAAGCAUUGAACGUCUUCUAUUAUUGCACCUAUGAAGGAGCCGUUGACUUGGACGCCAUCGCUGACGAAACCCAACGGAAGGCUUUGGAAGGCAUCAUCAGCAACUUUGGGCAAACCCCAUGCCAGCUGCUGAAGGAACCUCACCCGGCCAGGCUUUCGGCUGAAAAUGCCGCCCGGAGACUCUCUCGGCUGGACACCUUUUCCCCCAACAUUUUCGAGAACCUCGGAGAACUGAAAUCCUUCUUUGUGGAAGGCAUCAGCGAUGGCAUCCCCCUGGUGCAAGCGGUGGUCCCCAAGAACCAAGCCCAUUCCUUCAUGACUCAGGGGUCUCCUGACGUUCUGGUCACUGUAAGUGCCAAUGGGCUGCUGGGAACCCAUGGCUGGCUGCCUUACGACAAAAACAUCUCCAACUAUUUCAGCUUCACCAAAGACUCCACCGUCUCCAAUGCAAAGACGCAGCGCUACCUGUACGGCCCCUUUGCGCCAGGUGUGGAGGUCUCCGCCAAGACCCUGGCCGUCUCCCACGAUGGGAAGCUCCUCUUCAGUGGUGGACAUUGGGACAACAGCCUGCGGGUCACGUCUCUGAGUAAAGGGAAGGUUGUGGGGCACAUCCACCGGCACAUAGACGUCAUCACUUGCCUGGCCUUAGAUCUGUGCGGAAUCUACCUCAUUUCCGGGUCGCGGGACACCACUUGCAUGGUGUGGCAGGUCCUGCAGCAGGGAGGCUUCUCCAUCGGUCUGGCGGCCAAGCCCAUCCAGGUCCUCUACGGACACGACGCGGAGGUCACCUGUGUCGCCAUCAGCACUGAACUGGACAUGGCCGUGUCGGGGUCAAAGGACGGCACCAUCAUCGUGCACACGAUCCGGAGGGGCCAGUUCAUGAAGUCCUUCCGCCCGCCAUGCAAGAGCGCCCUGCCGGCCAGCGUGGCCAACCUUGCCGUGGGGCACGAGGGGCAGGUGGUGGUACAGACCACCGUGGAGGGCAGGGCUUCCCUGAAGGACAAGUUUGCCUUGCACCUUUACUCCGUCAAUGGCAAGCACCUCUCCUCCGUUUCCCUGGACGAGGAGGUCAGCGCAAUGUGCGUCACGGAAGAGUUUGUGGUGCUGGGCACCAUUCAGUGUUCGCUGCAGAUCCGGGAUCUCCAGAGCCUCCGUCCCGCCGUCUCCCCUUUGGCCAUGAAGGUGCCCGUCCACAGCGUCUCGGUGACGAAGGAGAAGAGCCACAUCUUGGUCGGCCUGCAGGACGGGAAGCUGAUCGUGGUCGGGGCCGGGCAGCCCUCCGAGGUGCGGACGGGGCAGUUCCACCGGCGCCUGUGGCGCUCCACGCGGCGCAUCUCCCAAGUGUCCUCUGGCGAGACGGAAUACAACCCGGCCGAGUCCAAAUAACCCACUUGGUUCGGUUCCCGAUCCAUCCCUGUUGCCUUGCAGCCUCGUCUGCCGUCGAUGGCACGUGGCCCGCCUCGCAGGGGGAGCCUCCGUCCCUCUGGAGAUAUUUGCGUCUUCCUCGCGACGCUCCAGACUUCUUCCUCGAGGACUCCUUCCUCUAUGCACAAGGAGAAGCGGCCUCCCGACAAAUCAGGAGCGGAUCAGUCCAGCUUUUUUUCCCCCCUUCUCCCGUUCCCCAAUUUUUAUGACUAUUGUUAUAUAUAUUAUUAAUAUUAUUAUUAUUAUCUGAUUCCUGUGGAGCUUGAAGCGGCAAAUGUUUGUAUUAGUCGUCUUACACUGGAAAGACAGAGAAAGAGAGGACUUUUUGCGGAGGGGAUGCGAAGGCGAGUAGGUUUUUGUACAUAUCAACUUGGGCCCUCCAGGUGUUUUGGACUCCAACUCCCACCAUUCCUAACAGCCUACCGGCUGUUAGGAAUGGUGGGAGUUGGAGUCCAAAACACCUGGAGGGCUGAAGUUGGCCCAUGCCUGCAAUAGACGCACCAGCCUCAUCACAACGGCCUUAAGCGCAAUCUCUGUUGCACUACGCCGGGAAAAAAAUCUGCACCAAAAUACAAGGACUAUUGCUGCUUCCAUUUUUCUGGAUCGGAAGAGAUUUGUUACCUGGUCCUGCGAGAAAGCUCCACCUUCUUGAGAGAGGAUGGUCUCCACUCGAUAGUGAUGAGUGGGUGGUCCUUAGUAAACAUACGAGGAUGUUAUCCCUUCCCACAAAGACACAUUGCCUUUUGGAAAAACAAUGGACCAGUUAGUUCUCAGAGGAGCCGAAGCACAUUGGUGUGCCUCUGGAUCAUCCUCCGUAGAUGUCUUCAGCAGCAAUAAGUCCCAGCUUUGUGUCUUUACCCAUUCAAGAGAUGGACCAGUUAGCGCUUAGAGGAGCCGAAGCACAUUGUUGUGCCUCUGGAUCAUCCUCCGUAGACGUCUUCGGCAGCAAUAAGUCCUAGCUUUGUGUCUUUACCCAUCCAAGAG